AUGGCCACCAAACGAUCCAAGACCGACCCUACCGACGACGAGCUUGGUGAGCUCUUUGAGGGCAUCGGUGAUGACAUUGCCAUCAAGAAGUCAUCGACACCCAAGACCAAGCGAGCACCUGCUAAGCCCAAGAACGAUGCCGCCGACCGAGAUAUUCUGGCUGAGCUAGAGGACGAGCUUGUCUCGAAAGCUCCCGAAAGACCUCAUACCCCUCGCGUUCGCGAUAUCGCCGCCAAAGCUUCGCCAGCGAAGCGCACGUCGACCAACACACCACCUCCCGCUGCUGACACUGGCGCUCCCACACGAAAGUCGGUCGAGAGCACCGCGUCUCACCCGACUGGCACCUUUACACCCAGCGCGACAAGCUCCGAUCCGAACGAGUCCGAGAAGAAGCCUGCUGAGAAGCCACAACCAGCUGCAAGCACUGGCGGAAGCUGGUGGGGAGGCUUCUUGUCUACUGCCGCCUCGACUGCUGCUGCCGCUGUCAAGCAAGCCGAAGCCGCCGUCAAGGAGAUUCAGCAGAACGAGGAGGCCAAGAAAUGGGCCGACCAGGUUCGCGGUAACGUGGGCGCUUUGCGCGGCCUCGUCGGAGAAGAUCUCGUCCAUCGCGCCAUCCCGACGUUCACCAAUAUUCUUCAUACCCUCGCCCCGCCUAUUUCGUCGCACGAGCGGCUCCUCAUCCACAUAACCCACGACCUCGUCGGAUACCCCUCCCUCGAUCCUCUCAUCCACGGUGUCUUUAGUCGCGUCAUGUCCCAGGUCGAGGGCGGCGAUCUCCUGGUCAUCCAGCGAGGUCAAGAGUCAACAGCACGCAACUCGUCCGAGAAGCCUUCCUUCUUCGGUGGUUCAUCAACAGUCGGCUGGCGCGACGGACCGUGGUGGCGGCAGGUCGAGAUCCCUCGCGACUUGGGCAUCAUCAACGGUAUGGUCGAGGGAACCAAGCUCUGCCGGGCUAACGCAGAGGGCUAUGCCAACGAUUAUUUCGCCGCCCACGGCGGCAUUGAGGCGGCGCGCCAGCGAGCAAUGGAGCCCGCUCGCGAAAGCAACCCGGUUCGGACUUCGGACAUCUUCCUGUCGGUGCAGGCCAUUGGCGUGAAGGAGGACAAGGCGCUCUUUGGCGGGCUCGAUAAGACUGACGAUCUGGUCUGCUUCGCCGUCUACAUCUUCGAUCCCAUCCAUGAUAUUCAGUACUCGGCUGUCAGCCAGUCCAUUCCCGCCAAGUGGAUCCGCUGGCUAGACGCUGCCGCCGCGCCCCUUACCCCGGGCAGUGCUGACGAGGGUGAGGAGUUCGACUUUGAGCGCGUCCCGGAGGAGAUUCGCGACAUCGUCGAGAGCGGUAGUGUCGACCCCCGCGAGUGGGUCGCUGAGUGGGUGGAGGAGGCACUGAGCCUCUCUGUGGGUGUCAUCGCCCAGCGCUACGUUGCGCGCAGAAUGGGCGUUGGUGAGGGCAGCAUCGGUAAGGGAAAACAGAAGGUGGAGAUCAUCCUGGAGGAGGGUGGAAGUGAGGCUGCUCGGGCAGGCCUCAUCUGA
Sordaria macrospora k-hell is the source of this 1530-nucleotide messenger RNA. Lineage: Eukaryota; Fungi; Ascomycota; Sordariomycetes; Sordariales; Sordariaceae. The record is from RefSeq and is a predicted model, not a curated record.